Messenger RNA from Stylophora pistillata, 1161 nucleotides. RefSeq lists its product as uncharacterized. NCBI's taxonomy places the organism in Eukaryota, Metazoa, Cnidaria, Anthozoa, Scleractinia, Pocilloporidae. The record is from RefSeq and is a predicted model, not a curated record.
UCAUUCAAGGAAACGGAAGUAGCCUUUCUUGGGGUACCGGUGUUGACCAAGCUGAUCACAAUGGUCUGGGCACUUCUCAAAUAAUAACCAAUACAUAAAGGACUUAGAUAUCAACGUUGAAGUACAACUGAGAUCUGGGUUUAAUCAUUGAAACAGAUUUUUUAAUAUUUACGAAGAUAAAAACCGCAGGAGCGAAAAUGACCCACCUCGUCACUGUCAUAGCCCUGCAGCUGUGCUUCCUGUGUUUAUUGGCAUUCCCCGAUGGAUGCAACUUGAGUUUUUCAUCUAGUUCUGGUUCGGGCGGCAAACGUCCUCAUGACAUCACCAGUAAACAGGGUCUCACGGGCCUGUACAACUCAGGCGUGAAAUCCGUAGAGCAUGUGACAAGGCCCCUUGGGGGGUCGGGAGGAUCAAUUGGUUUCAAGCACUCUGGUGUAGUGGUGACAACCAACAGCGGUGACCGCUGGCUGGUUCAUAAGGGCUCAGGAUACGGAGACUCAAGCCAAACGGUUGUUACCAAUGCCAAGCACAUGAGCGGAGACUGGAAAUCAUCAGGCUCUCAGACAGCAAGGCCUGGAACCAGAGUAGCUGAUUACGUCAAGGCUGGGGGGUCCAACUACAACAUGGCUCUUGACAACUGCCAUGAUGGUUCUAAAAGAAUGAUGGACGUGGCGAAACCGAAGGGAAAGCGUUAAAUAAGGCGCGUUGGUGACAUCGCUCUUCGGAGUUAUUCACGUGUUAUACCAAAUUUGUUUUAAAUUAGUUCGUCUUGCGCUUAAGUUCUAAUUUCGAUGAGUCUUUUAAUACAUUUUACUGAAGAUAAUGAAAUUCGUGUUGGAUUGUUAAGGACAUGUUUUUAUCAAAGUUGGAGUGUUCUCCUUUUUUUAGUGGUGAAGUACAGAAUCAUUUUCUAUCGAUAUCGCAGUGUAGAUGGCCAAAUCGUUGAAGCUCUUAGUCGGCGAAAGCACGAGUACAAGUGGAUAGUGCCACUUAGAGAACAAUAAAGAAACAUUUGUUGAAAAAAAAAAGGAUUAAUUAAUCAAUAAUUAUGUAGUCUUGUGCCUACAAUGCUGAAAUUUUUGGACAGACACUUAUGGUAACGUGCUAUCAGCGAGAUAUCUUGUUUCUGGUAUCGCUUAAUUAUAUUUAUUACACACUUUA